AUGGGUGAUAGCAAAGAAUUGGUCUGGAACGGCAGCAUAAAUGUACAAAUCAAACUUGAUAGUCGAUUACUGGUAGAUGGCGUUCCUGAAGGUCGACGGUUAGUGAAUAUUAGAGUACCUAGAGAAUCUCAUAUAGCCAUCUACACACCACUAGUACUAGAAAGGCUUCGAAACGUUCUUAGAUCAGAUAUUGAAGAACUCUUACCAAAGGUAUGGUAUAGUUACAAAGAUAUUAGCCUGCCGUGGUCGAUACCCUUUGGGACUUUGUUUGACAUAUACAAUGGAGCUCAUAAAGGUAUUAGUGGGAGUCGAGAUAACUAUAUCAAUGUAUGGAAAUUAAACCUAGUUACAGAUGAGAAGUUCCCAAUCAAUGUGAUUCCCAUAAUAGAAGGACAGGAUCAAUUAAGGAAAUUUAUGAUGCAGAGUUGGAAGCAAUGCUGUUUCAUUCUGAAUGGGUCAUCUAAAAGAGUUAUGUCUUUGUCCUUACAGGACUCCCUAGAAGUAUGGGAAGGCGUAACGGAGCGGGACUAUGCAAAGUACAGCGGUGUAAUCAAAAGGAUAUUGCCGAGGACUCCCAGAAGAAUACCUGUCGCUAUCCAUGCGGCGAAUGGUGGGCCGAUUGUACAAACUACAGAACCGACAUUGACAGACACUAGUUUUUCUCAAGCGGUUGAGGGAAUUGUAAAAGCAGACUUCGUCGUUUGCCAAGGGAUUGUAAUGUACUUAAGGGACUUCUCAGAUACCUCACUAUACGACGUUUACGAUAAGCUUCACAGCAUUGACGGGUACCUCCAUCUAAUAGCCAAUUUGUAG
Nakaseomyces glabratus is the source of this 813-nucleotide messenger RNA. It is a transcript of the gene ATG5, whose product is annotated as Atg5p. Gene Ontology annotation, molecular function: Atg8-family ligase activity. Gene Ontology annotation, biological process: autophagy of mitochondrion; nucleophagy; C-terminal protein lipidation. Lineage: Eukaryota; Fungi; Ascomycota; Saccharomycetes; Saccharomycetales; Saccharomycetaceae. The record is from RefSeq and is a predicted model, not a curated record. Gene Ontology annotation, cellular component: Atg12-Atg5-Atg16 complex; cytoplasm; phagophore assembly site membrane.